AUGAGGCAAAACCAGAUACAUCCCGAGACAAGCCUAAUUGGGCCCAGUCAGGUUACUCCGAACAUUACGGAGACGACGGGAUCGGUGGAUCAGUUUGCAGUUGGGGAGAUAGAUGCUUCUCCAAUACUCAAUAGAACGUCGACAUAUGGAAAUAAUACAGGGAAUGUUGACAGAAGGCCUCCGACCCCUCGAGAGUCUGAAAUCGAUCGAGAGGAGGCCACAAUGGACCUCCAAGCUAUAAAUUGGGAGCAUCAUGGGCCUGGUUCAUGGCUCUCUAUUUGUUCAGCUCCGGGCGUGCAAUGGGUUUCUGCUAAAGCGGGCACCACUCGAUUCCAUGAAAUUGCCCAGGGACUGGUCAUGGGUUGGACGAAAAAAUUGACGCUGAGCUCAGACACAAUUCGUGAAAGAUGCCCAGAGCCAGGGAUCGAAAAUGCUUGGAAAUACGUGUCAGCUUAUUUUGAGAACUCGCGAGAUAGUGUUUUCGGUGUUGUUCUCCGCUCCAGUUUCGAGAGUCGACUUCGUAUCCAUUUUCAGAAUGCCAACAGACCCGAUGAGGACGUUGGUUGGUAUGCCUUGCGGAAUGCUGUGUAUGCAAUAGGGCGUCGAGUCGCGGUAUCAAUGGACGAAACUAGGGACUUCGCAGAAAUCCAGUCGGAGUCCUUACGAUUCUUUCACAAUGCCUUUUCCGUUUUUGCGGAGCUUCUAUUUAGGCCCAGCGGACUAAUGGCCGUGCAGGCACUGGUCGUGAUGACUUCCUUCGCUGAGCUUUUAGGAAGUCCGGCUGUCGAGUACAUGCUCUGUGCGUCAGCAGUUCGACUCGCACAAUCAAAGGGUCUUCACCGACAGCCAUCAAGGGCAUGGAAUCUUCCAAGAUCAGAGGUGGUACACAGGAAUUGGGUAUUUUGGGCCGCAUAUUGCUAUGACAAGAAUAUUGCGUUGCGAUCGGGCCGUCCGUCGGCGUUUGACGACGAUGAAAUAAGCUGCGAGAUACCCAAUGAGCUUCCUGAUGGAAGUAGGUCGGAUAUUGAAGUGAUUAUUGCUGCUAUAGAGCAUGCUAAAAUCUGCGCAAAGAUAAGCAAACAGCUUUUAUCAGCACGGGCAUUUAAUCAGUCACCCAAAUCGCUCUUCGACACAAUGGAAACGUUGGAAGAUAAACUGCGAAUGUGGCGGAAUUCUCUCCCAGAUCAUCUAACCCUAGCCAAGCAGAAUGAUUACCAGCCGUUGAGGAACUCUUACCAAUGCAAAGCAAACAUUUUGCGGUUACACUACUUAUACUGGGGAAGUGUCAUUUCUUUGAAUGCAAAUUUUCAUUAUCCUUGGAUAAGUUCGUUGCUUGCUCGCCAAGAGCCGUUUUUUGAAGAUCGAAUGUUGAAAAGCUCGACUCGGGCUGCUGAAGCUUCACGACAGAUUUUGUGGACUUUGAAGGACACCGAGCUCGAUACGUCGUCUUCAUCCCCGAUUGUUUUUUACUUCCCCAUGCUCGCGGUUAUCAAUCUGUUUAUCUACAUCCUCAAAAUCCCGACGCUUGAGACAGUCGAAUCGGACCUUGCGCUUCUCGACCUCGCGAGCGGUCAUUUCGCAAAAGUUCAUUUUCUCACAUCGUCACAAGUAUCGUUCACUUUUGCGAGAGAAAUCGUCGGCCUAGCAAACAAAGCUGUACGAAUGGCGACGAUGGUAGCGCCUAGGAGCACAAAUCGCUCGAGCGCUUAUUCACCUGACCCUUUUUCAGUAAAUAUGUCUGGAGAACCGGUAAGCCUGUAG
Molecule: messenger RNA, 1761 nt
Organism: Aspergillus caelatus
Lineage: Eukaryota; Fungi; Ascomycota; Eurotiomycetes; Eurotiales; Aspergillaceae
Product: fungal specific transcription factor domain-containing protein
Exons: 7
Coding region: 1-1761 (586 amino acids)
Biological process (GO): DNA-templated transcription
Molecular function (GO): DNA binding; zinc ion binding
Source: RefSeq, a predicted model, not a curated record